Vollenhovia emeryi is the source of this 2006-nucleotide messenger RNA. RefSeq lists its product as uncharacterized. The transcript is spliced from 2 exons. The record is from RefSeq and is a predicted model, not a curated record. Lineage: Eukaryota; Metazoa; Arthropoda; Insecta; Hymenoptera; Formicidae. Bases 832 to 1185 code for a protein of 117 amino acids.
AGUUUUCCACAUUUUUCCCCAGAAAUUUCCUUCCCCAAAAUUGUCCUCACUGCUCCCACUUUCUGGCUGUAAGCUUAAGUGAAUAAAAGCUGAUUGAUUGAUUGAUUGAUUGAUUGAAAAUUGUCCUCACUGCAGGUUUGGGCACGUAAAAUACUCAAUGUAAAUUACACGGUUUUAGACAUGUAAAAUACUAGGUAUUUUACGUCCUUAGUUUUUUACACAUGUAAAAUACGUCAACGCCGUAUGCGCCCCUUCAGGCCGUUGCUAGAACUUCAUUCUGGUUAUUUGUCACAUGUGUCACAGGCAGUGAACUCUAUACAUACUGGAAUGAGUGAUCUAUUGUUCUGGCUGUUGCCGAGAGAGAGGUGCGUUUGGGUGAAUCCUUGUCUCCUUCUAGUACUACCUGAUUGGAUAGUCGUAUAUAAAUGACGACAAGAAGGGCGUCACUUAUAUGCGAUUAUCCAAUCAGGUAGUACUAGAAGGAGACAAGGAUUCACCCAACGCACCUCUCUCUCGGCAACAGCCAGAACUAUAGAUCACUCAUUCCAGUAUGUAUAGAGUUCACUGGUCACAGGACUCACAGGUCACAGGACUCACAGGACUACGUUUACACGGGGAAUCCCCGACGAGUACGAUAAUUCCUCAUUUCUAGGUUCUGAACUAGUGCAAUAAGUUAGAAUAAGACAAAUAUAUAAAGAACAGGCCAUCUGUUUUCUCCUCCUUUGCCAGCAUUAUGCAAGAAUCUUUAAUACUGUUUUGAUAAUGUUGACACUUGACAGUUUAUCAUUGCUUUUCAAGGUUAAUACAUAACUUAUCUAUAAUAAUUAAGAAAUGAGUCACAUUGGUAGACCUACUCAUAAUUUUUGGGAGAAAGGUGGUUAUGAGCGGCGUAAAAAAGGCGAAAAAAUAAUGGCAUACUGUUUGAUAUGCAAGAAAACUCUUACAAAUACUGCGAAAACCAGAUUACAAACACACAGAAAUGUUUGUAGAAACGAAACGGACUUGUCAAGUGCCCUUCAAAGUCCACAGUCUGCUGAAAAAUCCAUUUCAACUGACAAUAAUGAAAAUGUUAUGGAAACAAUUGAUUUGGAAAGUAUCCAAUCAGCGAGUAUCGCAGUUGAUGCAGUCACUUCAUCUGAUCAGAGAAUAUCCAAAUACGCCAAAAGUUAUUGCUAUAGGAGUUAAAGAUGCUCCGAAGGUUCCAAUUCUUCCUGAUUUUAAUAUGCAAACUCUUUCACAUCAAGAAUUUAAUCAUGCAGUGUCAACUACUCUUCCACAUCCGAAAAAAAUGAAAACUAUGCAACAGAAACGCAAAUUAAAUUCAUUUAUUGAUUAUAUUUCAAAUCAGCAGAAGACCAGAAUUGACGAUACUUUGGUUAAAUUUUUUUACGGAUAUAAUAUUCCUUUAAAAGUGGUUGAAUCAAAGCUUUUCUUGAAUUUUAUAAAUGCCAUACGACCUGCGUACACGCCACCAUCUGCAGAAUCGAUGUCGAAUGAUAUUCUUCAUGAUCUUCAUGCAGAAUUUAGGAAACAUCAGUCAACUUUCUCCCAUUCCAAUGGAAUAUUAGUCAUCACAAGGACAGAAAUUAAACAGACGUUUCACGUAAUUGGUUUCGUACAAAGUCAGUACAAGAUAUUCGAUUGCUUAACACAGAUGAAUGCAGCAAGCUGUGGAUCCUACAAUGUAACAUAUUCUUAACUGCGUCUAUUGAAAAGGAGCUUGUCGAUUUGGAGUUUGUUGAAAAAGUUCGUUAUUUGCUUGACCAGUUUUCAAGUAAGGAAUUACAAAAGGACUUAAUAAUACGAGGAGGAGUAGCUUUCGUGUUAGAAGGCAAUUCGUUUUGUUAUAACCGCGAUCUAUUUUCUGCUUGCUUGAAAAAUUUACGUACUAUGACACAAAUGAUGGGCGAGAGACAAUAUAAACUUAAGAAAGAGGUUAUAAAUAUACUGGAUUGAUGAAUCGUUUGAAGAAGAUUUGAACCAUUCCUUGGAUUUGCUAGCCUGUU